Molecule: messenger RNA, 2176 nt
Organism: Rhea pennata
Lineage: Eukaryota; Metazoa; Chordata; Aves; Rheiformes; Rheidae
Gene: PIGV
Product: phosphatidylinositol glycan anchor biosynthesis class V
Exons: 7
Coding region: 454-2019 (521 amino acids)
Biological process (GO): GPI anchor biosynthetic process
Cellular component (GO): endoplasmic reticulum membrane; mannosyltransferase complex
Molecular function (GO): GPI mannosyltransferase activity; alpha-1,6-mannosyltransferase activity
Source: RefSeq, a predicted model, not a curated record
GGCGGGGCGGCGGCGGCGGGAUGGAGCCGGCGCGGGAGCCGCGCGGCGGGCGCUCAGGUGCAGGCAGCGACAGUUUCAGCCAUCAGAAAAGAAGCACCAGAAAUACGGAGUUAUCAGGCCCUAGCUUCUCCUCGCCAAAAGUUGACAUUAAACUGCAGGAAAAUAGAGAAAUGGUUGGAGCGUACGCUCACACUUGAUUCAUCGCGGUGCUCUCAGACCUGAUACAGAUGCUUGGCAGCUCCAACUUCAGCAGCUUCGCUCAGUGGGUCAGUCGUCGCGGGCGAAAAGGUCACGUUACCUUUCGAUCUAAUGCAGAUGCCCUCACUCUGGAGACCAGGACCUGUGCCAAAAUAUUGAAAGAAUACAGGUGGAGAGAGUGGAGUUAUGUUUCCAAAACUGGAGGGAGAAUUUCCUUGGCAUCAGUAACCUACUGAGACAACUUUCAAGCUCAGAAUGGAGCUGGUGAACAGGCAAGAUCCCUACCUCCAAAGGGUCCUGAGGUUUGCAGUGCGUUGCAGAGCCCUGACACUUCUGCUGCAGGCUCUGUUUAACCUCCUGAUCCCAGAUCAUGCUGCAGAUGCCUUCUCCCCACCUCGCCUGUCCGAGCCUGGCCUUUGCGACCUGCUCCUGGAAUGGCUUUUGGGAGGCCUCUCGCGCUGGGAUGCGGAGCACUUCCUAUUCAUCGCUGAGCGAGGCUACCUGUACGAGCACAACUUUGCCUUCUUCCCAGCGUACCCCCUGAGCGUGCGUGCCGUGGCAGAAGUUGCUCUGUGGCCCCUGCAGCGGCUGCUGUGUUUGCGGAGCCGCCUGCUGCUGUCAGCUGUACUCCUUAACUCUCUCUUCUCUCUCCUGGCAGCAGCUGCCCUGUAUAAGCUGGGCUGCGUUGUGCUGCGGUGUCGCAGGGUGGCUUUCCUUGCUGCCAUUCUGUUUUGUAUCAGCCCUGCCAACGUAUUUAUGGCAGCUGCUUACUCAGAGAGCAUGUUUGCCUUCCUGGCAUUCAGUGCCAUGUGGCAACUGGAGAAGGGGCAGAGCUGGCUCAGUGGACUGCUCUUCUCCCUUGCUGCUGGGGUGCGUGCCAAUGGGCUUAUCAAUGCUGGCUUCUUUAUCUACUCCCGCAGUAAAUGCUUUGCCCUCCAGCUCCAGGUGGGUUCAGGACUGGUAAGAAAGCUUCCUCCAUUCUGGAAGCAACUCCUUAGCUUGGCAUCUUCGAUCAUUCUGAUGUGUGCUGGGAUCUUUCUGCCAUUUGUUUUAUUUCAGUAUUAUGCCUACAUGAGGUUUUGUGCUCCUGGCACCGGCCUGCAGCAGAGUGUUCCCAAGCCCCUGCUGCAGCUAGCUCUGGACAAGGGCUAUCGUUUAGCAGCAAUGAAUAGGCUUAAACCCCCUUGGUGUUCACAGCGGCUCCCUUUGGUAUAUUCCUAUAUUCAAGAGGCUUACUGGAAUGUAGGCUUUCUAAGGUAUUUUGAGCUCAGACAGGUACCGAAUUUCUUGCUUGCUUUGCCUGUCACACUUCUGGGCUCAUGGGCUGCCUGGACCUACCUCACUGCAAACCCACGGCACUGCCUAACUCUUGGUCUAGAGAGGAGAAAGAAUGAAGAAGGACGAGGAGAGAGUAAACCAGGAACUGGAUUUUGCUGCCCUGCUGUCUUGGUGUACGUGGUCCAUGCCACAGUCCUGCUGCUGUUUGGAGUCUUCUGCAUGCACGUGCAGGUUCUAACGAGGUUCCUUGGUUCCUCCACGCCAAUCCUGUACUGGUUCUCUGCUCACCUGCUUCAAGAAUACGAACCUUUGCUCUGGAGUGAAGGGACUGAUAAUCCAAGUACAGCAUCUCCCUCUGAUAAGUCUGUUUUAGGUAACUCUCUUGCUGGCUCCUAUGAGAAAGGGAUUUCUGAAAACCCCAUUGGGAGAUUACUGCUCAACUAUAGAUUAAGUACCCCCCUCACCAAAUGCAUUCUUGGAUACUUCCUGUCCUACUGGCUACUGGGACUGAUCCUGCACUGCAACUUCUUGCCUUGGACAUAGCUAGCAAUUGGGAGAAUCUAUUUCUACAGGCUGGUAGAGGGGCAGACGUACAAGUCAGAAGCAGAGCUCACUUCUUCUGAAAAUGUAAUGGUGCUAUUACGUCAAUUGUAAAGAUUAUAAGGCUGUUUUACGCAAUUACUAAUAGCUCAGUUACAGA